Messenger RNA from Neomonachus schauinslandi (Hawaiian monk seal), 690 nucleotides. RefSeq names its product transmembrane protein 182 (gene TMEM182). The transcript has 5 exons. Lineage: Eukaryota; Metazoa; Chordata; Mammalia; Carnivora; Phocidae. The record is from RefSeq and is a predicted model, not a curated record. Gene Ontology annotation, cellular component: membrane. Bases 1 to 690 code for a protein of 229 amino acids.
AUGAGACUAAAUAUUGCCAUCUUCUUUGGGGCUCUCUUCGGUGCUUUGGGGGUUUUACUCUUUUUGGUGGCUUUUGGAUCAGAUUAUUGGCUUCUUGCAACUGAAGUGGGGAAGUGUUCAGGUGAACAGAAUAUAGAGAACGUCACUUUCCACCAUGAAGGAUUCUUCUGGAGAUGUUGGUUUAAUGGGAUUGCGGAAGAGAAUGAUUCCAGUAUCUGGAAGUUCUGGUACACCAAUCAGCCACCAUCCAAGAACUGCGCACAUGCUUACCUGUCACCAUAUCCCUUCAUGAGGGGAGAGCACAACUCAACUUCCUAUGAUUCUGCUAUUAUUUACCGUGGUUUCUGGGCAGUCCUGAUGCUUCUGGGGGUCGUCGCCGUGGUGACUGCGAGCUUUCUGAUCAUCUGUGCAGCCCCCUUCGCGAGCCACGUUCUCUAUAAAGCUGGUGGAGGCGGGUACAUUGCUGGAGGCAUCCUGUUUUCCCUGGUGGUGAUGCUGUAUGUCAUCUGGGUCCAGGCAGUGGCUGACAUGGAAGGCUACAAAAACAUGAAAAUGAGAGACUGCUUGGAGUUCACCCCUUCUGUUCUGUAUGGCUGGUCAUUUUUCCUGGCCCCGGCGGGGAUAUUUUUUUCUUUAUUAGCUGGAUUACUGUUUCUAGUUAUUGGGCGGCAUAUACAGAUACGUCACUAA